GCGCGGCCGUGACCCGGAAGCGACCCCGGGAGGCCGGGAGGGAAGAUGGCGGCGCGGACGGCGCUGCGCGCGGUGUGCCGGCGCCUCUGGCAGGGCUCAAGAGAUUUUUCCGUGAAUGGUUCUAGAAGCAGGACUACCCCAAGUGGUGGCUUUCUCCUCACCAGCGUGGGGCGGGUGCAGUGGUCACACCUACACGUCGAUGCUCCCAAGGACCCGACAAAGCCUGUGAUAACAGUAUCUGAUGAGCCAGACACGUUGUACAAAUGUCUGUCAGUCUUGGUGAAAGGCCAUGACAAGGCGGUGUUAGACAGUUACGAGUAUUUCGCGGUGCUGGCUGCGAAAGAACUUGGGCUCUCUAUUAAAGUGCAUGAACCGCCAAGGAAAAUAGAGAGACUCACUCUUCUCAAGUCAGUGCAUAUUUUCAAGAAGCACAGAGUUCAGUAUGAGAUGAGAACUCUUUACAGAUGCUUGGAGUUAGAACAUCUGACUGGAAGCACAGCCGAUGUCUACCUGGAAUAUAUCCAGCGAAAUCUCCCUGAGGGCGUUGCGAUGGAAGUGACAAAGACCAAACUCGAACGGUUACCAGACCACAUAAAGGAGCCGAUCUGGGAAACGAUGCCCACGGACAAAGAAGAACGCAAGGCCCAAAGCUCUGAAAGGAGGGCCCGAGGGUCCAGCCAAGGCGGGUCUGAGGUUCCCCAAUCCAGGGAAACAGGGAAUGGCACGUGAAGGAGUCUGAGGGCUGUGGAGGAAGUACUGCCCGUUCUCCUAUUGUCAUUGCCAACCUUGUUUCCAGCUCUAGCCAAGGUGAGCAAACCAUUGGACUUUGUACCAAAGAUUAAAAAUUAUGUCGUCA
This is a messenger RNA of Sorex araneus (European shrew), 856 nucleotides long. It is a transcript of the gene MRPS10, whose product is annotated as mitochondrial ribosomal protein S10. The transcript has 7 exons. Gene Ontology annotation, cellular component: mitochondrion; mitochondrial small ribosomal subunit. Bases 46 to 729 code for a protein of 227 amino acids. The record is from RefSeq and is a predicted model, not a curated record. Lineage: Eukaryota; Metazoa; Chordata; Mammalia; Eulipotyphla; Soricidae.